AUGGGUCGUGGCUGGGUCUUCCAGCAUGACAACGACCCGAAUCACACAGCCAUGGCAACUAAGGAGUGGCUCCGUAAGAAGCAUCUCAAGGAGGGCUACCACCACCUCAUACCAAAGGAGGGCUACCACCUCAUACCCAAGGAGGGCUACCACCUCAUACCAAAGGAGGGCUACCACCUCAUACCCAAGGAGGGCUACCACCUCAUACCAAAGGAGGGCUACCACCUCAUACCCAAGGAGGGCUACCACCUCAUACCCAAGGAGGGUUACCACCUCAUACCCAAGGAGGGUUACCACCUCAUACCCAAGGAGGGCUACCACCUCAUACCCAAGGAGGGUUACCACCUCAUACCCAAGGAGGGCUACCACCUCAUACCCAAGGAGGGUUACCACCUCAUACCCAAGGAGGGCUACCACCUCAUACCCAAGGAGGGCUACCACCUCAUACCCAAGGAGGGUUACCACCUCAUACCCAAGGAGGGUUACCACCUCAUACCCAAGGAGGGCUACCACCUCAUACCCAAGGAGGGCUACCACCUCAUACCCAAGGAGGGUUACCACCACCUCCUACCCAAGGAGGGCUACCAUAUCCUACCCAAGGAGGGCUACCACCUCAUACCAAAGGAGGGAAUCAUCUAG
Messenger RNA from Oncorhynchus nerka (sockeye salmon), 639 nucleotides. Its product is annotated as small proline-rich protein 3-like. The transcript has 2 exons. Bases 1 to 639 code for a protein of 212 amino acids. The record is from RefSeq and is a predicted model, not a curated record. NCBI's taxonomy places the organism in Eukaryota, Metazoa, Chordata, Actinopteri, Salmoniformes, Salmonidae. Gene Ontology annotation, molecular function: nucleic acid binding.